GCGGGGGCGAGGAAGCUGCAGCCGGAGCCGCCGGGGGAGCGGAGCCCGGGACACCCCGGCAGUGACCUUAUGAAUUACUGAAGUCCAUUCAAAACCAACAAUGCCAAGGAGCUGGUGACAUCCCUGUUGCAGCUAUGGAUUUGGAUAGAUCCUCUGUCUGGGGAUCCCUGAAACAGAAAACCAGGCCUUUGUUACAAAACUUCAACAUAAAGAUGAUAAAGAAAAGCUCUAGAAAAAUGGUGGCUAGAAGGCAAAGGCAUUCCUUGGACCGACGCCUCAGCGUAUCUGUGCCCGACAUACUGGAGAGUGAGUCUUUCACAGGCGAAGAAACUACUUAUUCAGGUUCCCAGGCCCUGUCCACCUUUAUCCCCAGCACUCUUUCCAGCUCGGUCAUGUCUCUCAAGAGCAGCAGCACUUCUUUGAAACGGGCAGGAGAGGACCUGCAAUGGAGACAGCAGGAGGCUGUGCACACGGAGAUCAACAUAACUGAAACAGAAACGGAAGUCAUGUGUGGAUCAGAACCCAGGCGGAAAUCCAGCAUUGACCUCUUAGCAUUGCUUCAGAGAGCUCGCCUGAGUGGUAAUCUGACAGAAGAAAUGACUGAGCAUCCAUGUGAAGGGAUAGAUCUAGAAUCUUCAAUGUCCUCUCAACUUUUUGAUGAACAAAUUCCUCUUGAGGAAGGAAAUGACUGUUUGAGCAGCUUGUCAAGCUCCUUUGCUUACCUACUGACAAUACACCUGAAAGAAGGCCGGAACCUGGUCAUUAGGGAUCGCUGCGGUACAAGUGAUCCAUAUGUGAAAUUUAAAUUGAAUGGAAAAACUCUAUACAAAAGUAAGGUCAUCUACAAAAACCUAAAUCCAGUUUGGGAUGAAACUGUUGUGUUGCCAAUACGGACUCUUGAUCAGAAGCUCCGGGUCAAGGUAUAUGAUCGAGAUUUAGCCUCCUCUGACUUCAUGGGAUCUGCAUUUGUGGUGCUCAGCAACCUUGAGCUCAACAGAACUACUGAACAGAUUUUAAAAUUGGAAGAUACAAACAGUAUAGAAGAUGACAUGGGAGAGAUUGUGUUAAACUUGAAUCUAACAGUCAAGCAAGGAGACUUCAAGAGAACUAGGUGGUCAAAUCGGAAGAAACAAACUUCAUCCAAGUCAAGUUUCAUACGAAAUAUCCGACUGUCUGAAUACAUGCGAAAGAAUGAAAUAUGGAAUGGAAUUGUAACGAUCACUUUAUUGGAAGGGAAGAAUAUCCCAGGAGGGGGCAUGAUACAGAUUUUUGUCCUGUUAAAACUGGGAGAUCAAAAAUAUAAAAGUAAGACACUGUGUAAGAGUGCAAAUCCUCAGUGGAGGGAACAGUUUGAUUUUCACUACUUCUCUGACAGGAAGGAUAUGUUGGACAUUGAGGUCUGGGGAGAGGAUAACAAAAAGCGUGAGGAGCUUUUGGGAAUGUGUAAAGUGGAUAUUACUGCACUACCUAGCAAGCAGACCAAUGUUCUAGAACUGCCAGUGGAGAAGCAUCUGGGGUCUCUGCUUAUGCUAAUUGCUGUUACCCCCUGUUCAGGAGUGUCUAUCUCUGAUCUGUGUGUCUGCCCCUUGGGAGACCCCAGUGAAAGGAAACAGAUUUCCCAGCGCUAUUGUAUAAAGAACUCCCUUCAGGACAUGAAGGACAUAGGCUUCUUACAGGUCAAAGUUUUAAAGGCAGUCAACCUGUUGGCAGCAGAUUUUUCAGGUAAAAGUGACCCUUUCUGUGUGUUAGAGUUGGGCAACGUCAGACUUCAGACCCACACAGUUUACAAAAACCUCAACCCAGAGUGGAACAAAGUUUUCACCUUCCCUAUUAAAGAUAUCCACGAUGUUCUUGAAGUGACAGUGUUUGAUGAAGAUGGAGAUAAACCCCCUGAUUUUCUUGGAAAAGUUGCUAUCCCAUUGCUGUCUAUUAGAAAUGGACAGCAAUGUUGUUAUACAUUGAAGAAUAAAGACCUGGAACUUGCUUCAAAAGGAGUAGUUUGCUUGGAGUUGGAUGUCGUAUUUAAUCCAGUAAAAGCAAGUAUCAGAACCUUCAAGCCACGAGAAAAGCGCUUCAUUGGAGACAACCGCAAGUUUUCAAAGAAGAUCUUAUCGAGAAAUGUUGAUCGUGUGAAAAAAAUCACCAUGGCGAUAUGGAAUACAAUACAAUUCCUAAGGAGCUGCUUUCUCUGGGAAUCUACACUAAGGAGUGUGGUAGCAUUUGUGGUAUUUGUGGUCACUGUUUGGCACAUAGAGCUUUACAUGGUGCCUCUGGCUUUGUUGCUGCUCUUUGUUUACAACUUUUCUCUGAUCACAACAGGGAAGGUCAGCAGUGCCCAGGACACCCAGGAGACCACAUACCUGGAUGAGGAUGAAGAUGAGGAUGACAAGGAAUCUGAGAAAAAGGGAUUAAUUGAAAGAAUCCACAUGGUGCAGGAUAUUGUUAUAACUGUUCAAAACAUCUUAGAAGAAAUAGCCUCAUUUGGAGAAAGAAUUAAAAACACAUUCAACUGGACAGUGCCUUUCCUGUCGGUCCUGGCCUGCUUAGUUAUGACAGCAGUGACAGUUAUUUUGUAUUUCAUACCAUUGAGGUACAUUGUUUUAAUCUGGGGCAUAAAUAAAUUUACUAAGAAGUUUAGAAAUCCCUAUGCCAUCGACAAUAAUGAGUUACUAGAUUUCCUCUCCAGGGUACCAUCUGAUGUUCAAAAGGUGCAGCGUGCUGAAUUGAAACCAUACAGCAGCUCCAGUCCCCUCAGGAAGAAACGGAGUACUCUCUAGGAUGCAGACAGAUUUUGGAAUGCAACAUCCUCCUCCAUAUACACAUACAUACAUACAGUUUUUUCUCCCCACACCCUUUUUUUGGUUCAGAUCAACACUUUAAUACCUGCCAUGGGCCCAGGAUGGUUCCAUACAUUUUCUGAUGUGCACCUAUCCUGGGCUGCCUUUCUUUUUGGCGUAGAGGCCUCAUCCAACCAGAGCAGGGACGAAUUAGUGGGUGGAGAAGAGCACAAGUGCAUGUUCCAUUUUUUUACUUGGAUUAUUAGGGUAAGACCGAAUGUUGCAGCUCUCCUUGUUUGUAUGUAGCAAGAUAUAAUUCUGCCUAGUGUAGUAGAUCAGCUAAGCUGAUGUGAGGAGAUGCUCUGAACUAAUUUUUAACAUAUCCAACAGAUUUGCAUUAAGAUACGAGGCCUAUUCUUUCCUCAGUUAAAUCACAGUGCAUAGAAGGGUUUAAACUCUGAAUUAACAAGUCUUUGAUACCCUGCUUCUGUUCAAGCAGUGUAUAUUUUGAAAAGUUGUUAUCAUAAUUGCCAGAAACAGCUAGAAGCUCCCACAGUAUCUCAAUUUCAUCCAGCACUUGUGUUUUUAAAAACUGCUGUUAACUCCUUGAUGCCAGAAUUGCCUGACAUGAGGUCCAUUGCUGGCAAUGGACACACCAGGAUCCGCCAUUGUGAAAGGGUUAAGAGAAUUUGCGAACCUGAAAAGACUGUAUUUCUGACUUGCUAUUUAUAAUUCCAUCUCACCAGAUUUUUCAGCAUAACUGUUGCUUUUGUCUAAAUCUGGAGAUGUCAACACUACAACUCUCGAAGAAAAAUACUUUGUAGCCUUAAAGAUGCAACAUCUUGGGCAAGAGGAGAGCACUACGCCCAAAGCGGUGUUGUAAAUAUGUUGCUUUGCUGUAAUAGUUCUUAAACUUGGGUCCAUUGACCACCAAUGUUCUAUGGAGUCUUUCCUGGUGCCUUUCAGAAUGAAAUGGUAAGAGGUCCAAGCAAUGAAGAACUGGUGUUUUGAUAGUAGAGGUGAGUCCAUGAGAAAAUUUUAAUUCUCCCAAUUAUCUAAGUCCUUAUAUAACAUUUCUUGUCCACAGAACUCAAUGCAUUAUGAAGUUGGGUAACCAUUGUUUCCCAUUUCACAGAUGGGGAAAACUGAGGCACAGGGAGGCAAAAGUUUAUGCUGCUAAAUCACUUGAGGCGAUGUUGACUUGACUAGAACCUAAGUCUUGUGACACCCCUCAGCCCCCCAUCCACUGACCUGCCCUGAAGUGGUUCACAGAAUAAAGAAACCAGAGAACCACAGGAUACAGAUUACUUGAAAAUGCAUUAUUUAGAAAUAAAUCUGAUUAAUCAAUGGCUGUAAAUAUAGGCCUACCUUUAUUGGCAGACCUGUCUUGAACAGAGUUAUAUCAUGGUAGCCAGCACUGCCCCCUGCAAAAGAAAUGGGAUUGUGAUAGUGAAUGGAUUAUUACUCAGAUUCAGUAAUUUUCUAAUAGUUUAUUUUUCAAAGUUGUUUUAACAAUGUUUACAAUGCCUUCAUUGAAGGAGAGGAAAUUUUUUCAUACAAGAUUUAAUUUUAUAAACAAGGUAUUUCACUGGGAUCUCAUGUUGUAGGUAUAUGUGAAAGACUAGAAAAUAAAUUAGCCCUCAUUUAAAAAGGAAAUGUGUGCUGUGUAUAGUAUACAUACCUAUGUAUAUGCAUACAUAUAUAAUGUAUGUAUGUAUGUAUAUGCAUAUAUAUGUUUAUGUGUAUCCUUAUGUACAUGUGCACACACAUUUGGAUUGCAGUUAAAAAAUCUUCAAAGAAAAUGUUUAUGAAAACUGCCAAAGAUUCUAAAGCUUAUCUUGUGUCUGUUCUUUUUCAUUUUGUAUCUUUCCCGGUAUGUCUUUCUGGCUGAGUCAGAUCUCUGCAUGAUUUGAUUUACUUCAAGUUAAUGAAGCCGGUUGGAAAGAGCCUUGUAGAAAUUAUAAAAGCUCCAGUAAAUCUCCUAUUUGUACAAACAGUAGAUAUGCACCGACCCCUUUUGUUAAACCAGUUACUCAAUCUUCUGUGUAAACAAUGCCUCAUUGUCUCACUCUAAACUAUCAUCUAGUUUAUCAUACUGUCGUCUGUAAUUUUGUAAGGACCAAAGUCAGACAUUUUUAAACACAUGUGAGAUCUGUUCAUUUAUUUGAAUGAAAACAUUCAAAAGGAGCAAAAAUACCUUAUUUGAAUGGAAGGUGGGACCAAUAUUUUAAUAGUAUUUUUUUCUAUAGAAUUUUCCACAUGAACUGAUUGCUGUUCAGGAGACAGGGUAAUGUCUAUUUUUUUUAAAUGUAGGUAUGCUAAAUUUCAGACUAGUUUGUAUUAGAUUAUUAUGCUGGAGACACACAAACAUAAGAGUUUUGCUAUGUUCCAGUACCUAUAUAUGUUGCAAAGAGCUGUUUGUUAUGAUAAAUAUUUUGAAAUACAAUAAACAUUUGAUCUUAA
Caretta caretta (loggerhead turtle) is the source of this 5240-nucleotide messenger RNA. It is a transcript of the gene MCTP2, whose product is annotated as multiple C2 and transmembrane domain containing 2. Gene Ontology annotation, molecular function: calcium ion binding. Gene Ontology annotation, biological process: regulation of neurotransmitter secretion. Lineage: Eukaryota; Metazoa; Chordata; Testudines; Cheloniidae. The record is from RefSeq and is a predicted model, not a curated record. Gene Ontology annotation, cellular component: synaptic vesicle membrane.